AUGCAAACAAUUAUCUUGAUAAUUAGUACAGCUUAAUUGAUAAAAUCAGCCACUUUGGACAUUAGCAAUAGUUGCAAAUGUUCAGAAUUGAUUUAUUCAAAUGACUGUUUUAGUGGAUUUUCAGAUUGCUCUUGGAAUACACGUAAAAAUUAGUGUGUAGACGUGGCAUGUUCUGACAUUGAGUGGUCAAAUCAUUGUAAUUGGUCAUCAAAUAGAUGUUAUUGGUUCAAUAAAUAGUGCCAUGAUUUUACAUCCUGUCAGGCCAUUCCAGGAAAAGACCAAUCUGAAUGCAUUUCAGCCAAUAUCUACUGUCCUGCUUCAAAUGGAAUUAAUUGUUUACCCAUGUAAUAUCAAUAGGCGUGUUCAGAUAUUACGGAUCCAGACACUUGCAAUAACUAUUUUUCCCCAAAUGGCAAAUGUAUGUGGAAAGAGCAGAAGUGUAUCAUUCUAUAAACAUGUACUGAAUUGUGGACUAAUAUAACAAAGUCAUGUUUACCAUAUGUUUGCUAUUUUGAUUCUCUCACCUACAUGUGUAGAGAUAUGACAUGUGCAAAACACACUAUGGAAUCUUAAUGUGAUUUUGGAGUUCCAACAAUAGGUCCAUAUUUAAACAAUUUUAUUCCAUGUGAAUGGGAUACUAAAAAUAGUGUGUGUAGAGAAGCCAAUCCGAGUGACUUUAAUGUGAAUGAAUGUUAUAGUAAUAGUGCAAGGACUUACCACUGGAGUAAUAGCAAAUCUAGUAAAGGAAGUUGUGUCCCCUGCCAAAGUCCUAUAGUAACAUUGAUAAUUGGAUUAAUGGUGAUGAUUAUUAUGUGA
Molecule: messenger RNA, 816 nt
Organism: Paramecium tetraurelia
Lineage: Eukaryota; Ciliophora; Oligohymenophorea; Peniculida; Parameciidae
Exons: 1
Source: RefSeq, a predicted model, not a curated record